Magnolia sinica is the source of this 7937-nucleotide messenger RNA. RefSeq lists its product as uncharacterized. Gene Ontology annotation, biological process: protein phosphorylation. Gene Ontology annotation, molecular function: protein binding; ATP binding; protein kinase activity. The record is from RefSeq and is a predicted model, not a curated record. The transcript is spliced from 55 exons. The coding region runs from base 383 to 7708 and encodes 2441 amino acids. Lineage: Eukaryota; Viridiplantae; Streptophyta; Magnoliopsida; Magnoliales; Magnoliaceae.
CGGAAUCCGGGUCCACAAAUGUCACAACCGAAAAUGGUGAACGGCCCGUACAGUUGACAAUCCACCGCAGCGGAUGAUGCAAAUGAUCUUCUACCACGUGGCAAUUUUGGAGUAAUCCAAUAGGCCGUAUAUGGACAUGGCCCAUUUACAUGGACGGCGUGGACCUACUUUCACCUGCCACCCCCGUUUGAAGAACGGUUCUUCCCAAAGGUGUGCCGGUCUCCGUCGACCCAAAUCCUACAGAUACGCUUACUUAGAGAAGAAUAUCUAUUCCGUUACCGUUUCAGCUUCCUCAGGAUUCGUUCCAGCAUUAAAAUCAUUUGAUUUCUUCCCUAUUUUUGUAUUUUAUCAUUUCAUCGAAUUUCUUUGGUAGCGGAAGAAGAUGUUAUCGUUUGGAUGCUAUCUCCUUAUCUUGGUUCUUCCAUUCAAUUGCUUUGGCCCAUUUCAGUCCACAGCGGCUGUUCUUCCUCAAGAUGAAGUGGAGGCUUUAAGAGAAAUAGGAGGAGCUUUGGUGAAAACAGAUUGGGAUUUCAGCGUCGACCCUUGCAGCGGAGGAUCGAGUUGGGUCCAACCUGGUACGAACAAGGAAAAUAACAACACCGUCUCAUGCAACUGCACCACCGUCUGCCACAUCGUCGGCAUAGGCCUCAAACGUCAGAAUCUCUCAGGAGUGCUCCCACCAGCACUGGCCAGGCUUCCCUACCUCAAGGAUAUCGAUCUUACCCGCAACUACCUCAACGGUACAAUCCCUACACAAUGGGCCACAAUGCGAUCAUUGCAGACCAUCUCUGUUCUUGGAAACCGCUUAUCGGGGCCAAUCCCAAAGGAAUUCGGAAACCUUACAGCUCUCACAAGUCUGGUCCUCGAUGCCAAUCAGUUUUCCGGAGGUCUUCCUCCAGAGCUCGGGAAUCUGGCCAACCUAGAGAGAUUUAUAGUUCCCUCAAACCAGUUCACAGGGGAGUUGCCAGAGACGCUUGCAAAGCUCACAAACUUGAAGGAUUUUAGGAUAAGCGAUAACCGCUUUACUGGAAAGAUACCUGAUUUUAUUCAGAACUGGACACAACUUGAAAGAUUGGAUCUGCAAUCAUGCGGUUUAGAAGGACCAAUUCCUUCUGGCAUUUCUCGUCUGGAAAGAAUGAUCACCUUACUUAUUAGCGACUUAAAUGGACCAGAAUCGGCUUUUCCGGAUCUGAGUAAAAUGUUAAAAAUGCGGAUAUUGGUGUUGAGGAAUUGUAAUCUUACUGGAGAGAUCCCUCCUUACAUUGGGGGAAUGAUAGAACUAACAACCUUAGAUCUCAGCUUUAACAAAUUGGAAGGAAACAUUCCAAGCACCUUCAAAAGCCUAGAAACGAUGGAAUUCAUGUAUUUGACUAGCAACUUGCUAACUGGACCUGUACCACAAUGGAUGCUGAAUAAAGGAGCAAACAUUGACCUUUCUUACAACAAUUUUACAUGGGAAAGACCUGGAUCAUCUGAAUGUCCACCCACAGACAUCAACUUGUUUGGAAGCUCUUCUGCAGGGAACAAUACAAAUGGUGCUUUUCCAUGCUCAAAGGAUAACUUCCAUUGUUCAAAACACUUUCACUCCUUACAUAUAAAUUGCGGUGGAGAUCGGAUAGUUAUCAACGGAAACACCACCUAUGAAGAAGAUAAAGAAACAUCUGGUGCUUCAAAAUUUGCUUUGAGUAGUGGAAGAAACUGGGCGCUCAGCAGCACCGGAAGCUUCAUUAACGACAAGUAUUUCGAUGACUACAUAGCCGAAAAUAAAUCCAAACUCUCUAUGCCCAACUCUGAAUUGUACACUAGGGCACGCCUUUCUCCUAUCACCCUCACAUAUUAUGGACUUUGCCUUUUAAAAGGGAAUUACACAGUGAAACUCCACUUUGCAGAGAUAAUUUUCACAGAUGACAAAACAUUUAAUAAUCUUGGGAGGCGCAUAUUCGAUGUUUAUAUUCAGGGAAAACUAGUUUUGAAGGAUUUCAAUAUCAAUGAUGAGGCAGGUGGUUUUGGUCGUGCAGUCGUGAAGAAUUUUACUGUGGCUGUGAAUACUAACAGUUUGGAGAUCCGCUUCUAUUGGCAUGGAAAAGGGACAAAAUCCAUCCCUGAUAGGGGAACCUAUGGUCCUCUAAUAUCAGCUAUAUCUGUGGACCCUGACUUUCCACCACCGAAAGAUGGCAAGGCAAUAUCUAUUGGUGCUGUCUUUGGGAUUGUAGCGGCAGCAUUAUCCUUUGUUUUCUUGGUUUUGGUCAUCCUCUGGAAGAAAGGCUGCCUGGGUGGCAAAUCCUCAACUGACCAAGGUAGAAAGAAAUCUACCAUAUUAGAUCUUAAUCUAAAACGGAAAAAUCGUAGUGGUUUAGAUCUGCAAACCGGUUCCUUCACCUUAAGACAAAUUAAAGCUGCCACUGACAACUUUGACAUUUCCAACAAGAUUGGAGAAGGUGGAUUCGGUUCCGUUUACAAGGGUCUAUUACCAGAUGGUACCAUAAUUGCAGUGAAGCAACUUUCAUCCAAAUCAAGUCAAGGAAACCGUGAAUUUCUGAACGAGAUAGGCAUGAUUUCUGCUUUGCAUCAUCCGAAUCUUGUGAAGCUUUAUGGUUGUUGUAUUGAAGGAGAUCAAUUAUUGCUGGUAUAUGAGUACAUGGAAAAUAAUAGCCUUGCCCGUGCUCUCUUUCGUCUAGAAGAAUGUCAAUUGCAGCUUGAUUGGCCUACAAGGUACAAGAUUUGUGUUGGAAUAGCAAGAGGUCUUGCUUUUCUCCACGAAGAAUCGAGACUGAAAGUUGUUCAUAGAGAUGUCAAAGCCACUAAUGUGCUGCUCGAUAAGGAUCUGAACCCUAAGAUAUCUGACUUUGGUUUGGCAAAGCUUAAUGAAGGAGAGAAAAGCCAUAUUAGCACUCAAAUAGCUGGAACUAUCGGAUACAUGGCGCCUGAGUACGCAGUACAUGGUUACCUGACAGACAAAGCAGAUGUUUACAGCUUCGGCAUUGUUGCUUUGGAAAUAGUCCGUGGGAAGCGAAUCACAAGUUUCGUGCCAGAGGGGGAUUGCAUUCAUCUGGUGGAUUGGGUAUACAUUCUGCAAGAGAGAGGAACUCUAUUGGAGCUUGUAGAUCCUAGCUUGGGUUUGGAAUUUAAUGAAAAAGAGGUGAUUUCGAUGUUAAAUGUCGCACUCUUGUGCACUAAUGCAUCUCCUACACUUAGGCCUACCAUGUCUGCUGUAAUAAGCAUGCUCGAAGGUCACACUGCCAUUCAAGUUCCAACCCAGAAUCCAAGUUCGUCCAUUGAUGAUUCGAAGUUCAUAACUAUUGGUAAACGUUAUCAUCAGAGCCCAAACCAGAGCUCAAGUUCAAGCCCGAGCCAGACGUUAAUUACACCGAUGGAUCAAGCAGGGACUGGCUCAUCUGCAUCUGCCCAUGAUCUCUAUCAAAUAAAUGUGGAUUCCCAAUAUUGGGAUGAAAGAGAGGUUCAUUUUUUGCCAACUGUUGCGGAUGUCAUGGACGAUUUGCUGAACUCAAGAGGCUUAGAAUUACAGCCUGGGCACAUUAGCUUAAAACAGAUUAAAGCUGCAACCAAUAACUUUGAUCCUGCAAAUAAGAUAGGUGAAGGCGGGUUUGGUCCAGUCUACAAGGGUACACUGUCUGAUGGUUCCAAGGUUGCUGUUAAGCAGCUCUCUUCUAGGUCCAAGCAAGGGAACCGUGAGUUCCUAAACGAGAUAGGCAUGAUAUCUGCUCUACAACACCCAAAUCUUGUGAAACUUUUUGGAUGUUGUGUAGAAGGAAACCAGCUGCUUGUGAUAUACGAAUACAUGGAAAACAAUUCCCUUGCACGUGCACUAAUAGAAGCAUGUGUAGGUCGUGAGGAACAUAGGUUGAAGCUGGACUCGCCAACAAGGCAUAAGAUUUGCUUUGGGAUAGCGAGGGGUUUGGCCCAUCUACAUGAAGAAUCAAGGCUGAAGAUUGUUCAUCGAGAUAUAAAGGCAACCAAUGUUCUGCUUGAUAAGGAUCUUAAUACUAAGAUAUCUGACUUUGGUUUGGCUAAGCUUGAUGAAGAGGAAAACACCCACAUCAGCACUAGAAUAGCUGGAACCAUAGGAUAUAUAGCUCCUGAAUAUGCAAUGAGGGGUUACUUGACUGACAAAGCAGAUGUUUACAGCUUCAGAGUCGUUUUGCUGGAGAUUGUCAGUGGGACAAGCAACACGAAUUGCAUGCCAAAGGAAGAUUUUGUUCAUCUUCUUGACUGGGCCUAUGUGCUACAAGAACAGGGAAGUCUCCUAGAUCUUGUAGACCCGAGCCUCGGAUUAGACUACUCUGAGGAAGAGGCAUUGAGGAUGCUGAAUUUGGCUCUCUUAUGCACCAACCCGUCUCCUAGCUUGAGGCCAGCAAUGUCUGCUGUGGUUAGCAUGCUUGAAGGGAAAAUAGAAGUGCCAGCCGCACUUGUGAAGCGGAGUUCGAGGAGUGAGAAUUUGAGUCGAAUUCCCUAUUUAAAUAGCAGAACAUCUGUUUCUAUUAUUCAACUCCGCUAUUUAUCUUUGUUUCCGUCUCCUGGAUACGCUUACCUUGAGAAGAAUAUCUAUUCCGUUACCGUUUCAGCUUCCCCAGGAUUCGUUCCAGCAUUAAAAUACUUUGAUUUCUUCCAUAUUUUUGUAUUUUAUCAUUUCAUCGAAUUUCUUUGGCAGCGGAAGAAGAUGUUAUUGUUUGGAUGCUAUCUCCUUGUUUUGGUACUUCCAUUCAAUUGCUUUGGCCCAUUUCAGUCCACAGCGGCUGUUCUUUCUCAAGAUGAAGUGGAGGCUAUAAGAGAAAUAGGAAGAGCUUUGGUGAAAACGGAUUGGGAUUUCAGCGUGGACCCUUGCAGUGGAGGAUCGAGUUGGGUCCAACCUGGUACGACCAAGGAAAAUAACAACACGGUCUCAUGCAACUGCACCACCGUCUGCCACAUCGUCGGCAUAGGCCUCAAACGUCAGAAUCUCAGAGGAGUGCUCCCACCAGCACUGGCCAGGCUUCCCUACCUCAAGGAUAUCGAUCUUACCCGCAACUACCUCAACGGCACAAUCCCUACACAAUGGGCCACAAUGCGAUCAUUGCAGACCAUCUCUGUUCUUGGAAACCGCUUGUCGGGGCCAAUCCCAAAGGAAUUCGGAAACCUUGCCACUCUCACAAGUCUGGUCCUCGAUGCCAAUCAGUUUUCUGGAAGUCUUCCUCCAGAGCUCGGGAAUCUGACCAACCUAGAGAGAUUUAUGGUUCCCUCAAACCAGUUCACAGGGGAGUUGCCAAAGACGCUUGCAAAGCUCACAAACUUGGAGGAUUUUAGGAUAAGUGAUAACCACUUCAAUGGAAAGAUACCUGAUUUUAUUCAGAACUGGACACAACUUAAAAGAUUGUAUCUGCAAUCAUGCGGUUUAGAAGGACCAAUUCCUUUUGGAAUUUCUCGUCUGGAAAGAAUGAUCGCCUUACUUAUUAGUGACUUAAAUGGACCAGAAUCGGCUUUUCCGGAUCUGAGUAAAAUGUUAAAAAUGCAGAAAUUGGUGUUGAGGAAUUGUAAUCUCGCUGGAGAGAUCCCUGCUUACAUUGGGGGAAUGAUGGAACUAACAGUCUUAGACCUCAGCUUUAACAAAUUGGAAGGAAACAUUCCAAGCACCUUCAAAAGCAUAGAAACGAUGCAAUUCAUGUAUUUGACUAGCAACUUGCUAACUGGACCUGUACCACAGUGGAUGCUGAAUAAACGAGCAAACAUUGACCUUUCUUACAACAAUUUUACAUGGGAAAGACCUGGAUCAUCUGAAUGUCCACCCACGGAAAUCAACUUGUUUGGAAGCUCUUCUGCAGGGAACAAUACAAAUAGUUCUUUUCCAUGCUCAAAGGAUAACUUCCAUUGUUCAAAACACUUUUACUCCUUACAUAUAAAUUGUGGUGGAGAUCGGGUAGUUAUCAACAGAAACACCACCUAUGAAGAAGAUAAAGAAACAUCUGGUGCUUCAAAAUUAACUUUGAGUAGUGGAAGAAACUGGGCACUAAGCAGCACCGGAAACUUCAUUAGCGAGUAUAUCGAUGACUACAUAGCCGAAAAUAAAUCCAAACUCUCUAUGCCCAACUCUGAAUUGUACAUUAGGGCACGCCUUUCUCCUAUCACCCUCACAUACUAUGGACUUUGCCUUUUGAAAGGGAAUUACACAGUGAAACUCCACUUUGCAGAGAUAAUUUUCACAGAUGACAAAACAUAUAACAAUCUUGGGAGGCGCAUAUUCGAUGUUUAUAUUCAGGGAAAACUAGUUUUGAAGGAUUUCAAUAUCAAAGAUGAGGCAGGUGGUUUUGGUUGUGCCGUCGUGAAGAAUUUUACUGCGUCUGUGAAUCGUAACAGUUUGGAGAUCCGCUUCUAUUGGCAUGGAAAAGGGACAACAUCCAUCCCUAAUAGGGGAACCUAUGGUCCUCUAAUAUCAGCUAUAUCUGUGGACCCUGACUUUCCACCACCGAAAGAUGGCAAGGCAAUAUCUAUUGGUGCUGUCAUUGGGAUUGUAGUGGCAGCAUUAUCCUUUAUUUUCUUGGUUUUGGGCAUCCUCUGGAAGAAAGGCUGCCUGGGUGGCAAAACCUCAACUGACCAAGAUCUUACAGGUUUAGAUCUGCAAACUGGUUCCUUCACCUUAAGACAAAUUAAAGCUGCCACUGACAACUUUGACAUUUCCAACAAGAUUGGAGAAGGUGGAUUCGGUUCCGUUUACAAGGGUCUAUUACCAGAUGGUACCAUAAUUGCAGUGAAGCAACUUUCAUCCAAAUCAAGUCAAGGAAACCGUGAAUUUCUGAAUGAGAUAGGCAUGAUUUCUGCUUUGCAUCAUCCGAAUCUUGUGAAGCUUUAUGGUUGUUGUAUUGAAGGAGAUCAAUUAUUGCUGGUAUAUGAGUACAUGGAAAAUAAUAGCCUUGCCCGUGCUCUCUUUCGUCUAGAAGAAUGUCAAUUGCAGCUUGAUUGGCCUACAAGGUACAAGAUUUGUGUUGGGAUAGCAAGAGGUCUUGCUUUUCUCCAUGAAGAAUCAAGACUGAAAGUUGUUCACAGAGAUGUCAAAGCCACUAAUGUGCUGCUUGAUAAGGAUAUGAACCCUAAGAUAUCUGACUUUGGUUUGGCAAAGCUUGAUGAAGGAGAGAAAAGCCAUAUUAGCACUCGAAUAGCUGGAACUAUCGGAUACAUGGCGCCUGAGUACGCAGUACAUGGUUACCUGACAGACAAAGCAGAUGUUUACAGCUUCGGCAUUGUUGCUUUGGAAAUAGUCCGUGGGAAGCGAAUCACAAGUUUCAUGCCAGAGGGGGGUUGCAUUCAUCUGGUGGAUUGGGUAUACAUUCUGCAAGAGAGAGGAAGUCUAUUGGAGCUUGUAGAUCCUAGCUUGGGUUCGGAAUUUAAUGAGAAAGAGGUGAUUUCGAUGUUAAAUGUUGCACUCUUGUGCACUAAUGCAUCUCCUACACUUAGGCCCACCAUGUCUGCUGUAAUAAGCAUGCUCGAAGGUCGCACUGCCAUUCAAGUUCCAACCCAGAAUCCAAGUUCAUCCGUUGAUGAUUCGAAGUUCAUAACCAUUAGUAAACGUUAUCAUCAGAGCCCAAACCAGAGCUCAAGUUCAAGCCCGAGCCAGACGUUAAUUACACCAAUGGAUCAAGCAGGGACAGGCUCAUUUGCAUCUGCCCAUGAUCUCUAUCAAACAAAUGUAGAUUCCCAAUAUUGGGAUGAAAGAGAGUAGAGGAAAUUAUCUCGAGUCCCAAUUCAUUUUUCUUUGUUAUGAAUUAGACUAGCAAUUACAUGCCAACGGAUGUAGUUCUAGAACGUUGGCAAGUUGUUUGAAUUCAGUUCAGCUUGUAUGCAUCAAAUGAAGCCAUUUUUUUGAAAAAAAAAAACUCAGGUGUGCUGAUAUGCUCCAUAGAUGAUUUUGACUACUAUUCUUUAAGAAAUUUCUGCAUGGAUGUCUUUUA